Molecule: messenger RNA, 2614 nt
Organism: Equus quagga
Lineage: Eukaryota; Metazoa; Chordata; Mammalia; Perissodactyla; Equidae
Gene: PRMT3
Product: protein arginine methyltransferase 3
Exons: 16
Coding region: 186-1787 (533 amino acids)
Biological process (GO): peptidyl-arginine methylation
Cellular component (GO): nucleus
Molecular function (GO): protein-arginine N-methyltransferase activity
Source: RefSeq, a predicted model, not a curated record
UCUCAGGCGCCGGCGGGCGCGCUCUCGCGUUCCCAGCGUCGGAGGCCUUCCCCACCCCCCGCCCUGCCGCGCGCUCCCGGCUGCGCUCGUCCCCGCGGCCCAGAGAGCCCGGCGGCGGCUGCGCGCGCGAACCUGCCCGGCACGGUCCCCGCCCCCAGACACACCGGCUCCCGGGCACCACGGCCAUGUGCUCGCUGGCGUCGGGUGCUCGCGGCGGCCGGGGUGCCGAGGAGGAGGACGAGGACCUGCCCGCGCUGUCCGACAGCGGCGACGAGGCCGCCUGGGAGGACGAGGACGGGGACGAGGCUGGCCUCCCCCACGACAAGCGGCAGACCCCCUGCCUGUUCUGUGACAGGUUGUUUACGUCUGCUGAAGAAACAUUUUCACACUGUAAGUCUGAACAUCAAUUUAAUAUUGAUAACAUGGUCUGUAAACAUGGACUUGAAUUUUAUGGAUACAUUAAACUAAUAAAUUUUAUUAGACUUAAGAAUCCUACGGUUGAGUAUAUGAAUUCCAUAUACAACCCAGUGCCUUGGGAGAAAGAAGAGUAUUUGAAGCCAGUGUUAGAAGAUGACCUUUUACUUCAAUUUGAUGUAGAAGAUCUUUAUGAAGCGGUGUCAGUCCCACUCUCAUACCCCAAUGGACUCAGUGAAAAUACAUCUGUUGUUGAAAGAUUGAAGCAUAUGGAAGCCAGGGCUCUGUCUGCCGAAGCUGCAUUAGCUAGAGCACGUGAGGAUCUGCAAAAAAUGAAACAAUUUGCUCAGGAUUUUGUGAUGAACGCAGACGUCAGAACCUGCUCGUCAUCUACUACUGCCAUUGCAGGCCUCCAGGAGGAUGAGGAUGGUGUUUAUUUCAGCUCAUACGGGCAUUAUGGGAUACAUGAAGAAAUGCUAAAGGACAAAGUACGAACAGAAAGUUACCGAGAUUUCAUAUACCAAAACCCACACAUCUUCAAAGACAAGGUAGUUUUGGAUGUUGGUUGUGGAACUGGAAUUCUCUCUAUGUUUGCUGCUAAAGCUGGGGCCAAGAAGGUUCUUGGAGUUGAUCAAUCCGAAAUACUCUACCAGGCAAUGGAUAUCAUAAGACUAAAUAAACUUGAAGAUACUGUUAUACUAAUUAAAGGAAAGAUUGAAGAAGUUCGUCUUCCUGUAGAAAAAGUGGAUGUUAUUAUAUCUGAGUGGAUGGGCUAUUUUCUUCUUUUCGAGUCUAUGUUAGAUUCUGUCCUUUACGCAAAGAACAAAUACUUGGCAAAAGGAGGAUCGGUCUACCCUGACAUUUGCACCAUCAGCCUUGUGGCAGUAAGUGACGUGGGUAAGCAUGCUGAUAGAAUUGCUUUCUGGGAUGAUGUCUAUGGCUUCAACAUGUCCUGCAUGAAGAAAGCAGUUAUUCCAGAGGCUGUUGUGGAAGUUUUAGACCCGAAGACUCUUAUUUCAGACCCUUGUAGUAUUAAGCAUAUAGAUUGCCAUACGACUACUGUCUCAGAUUUGGAGUUUUCUUCAGAUUUUUCCCUGAAAAUCACAAAGACGUCCUUGUGCACGGCAAUUGCUGGCUACUUUGAUAUUUAUUUUGAGAAGAAUUGCCACAACAGGGUCGUGUUCUCUACGGGCCCCCAGAGUACCAAAACACACUGGAAACAAACAAUAUUUCUAUUGGAAAAGCCAUUUCCAGCCAAAGCAGGUGAAGCCUUGAAAGGAAAAAUCACAGUCCACAAGAAUAAGAAAGACCCACGUUCUCUCAUUGUGACCCUCACGUUGAAUGAUUCAACGCAGACUUACAGUCUCCAGUGAAGAGGCCACGAAAGCACACUCUGCCAUGUGUAUUGUGGGAGUGGGAUGGGUCGGAGGUGCAGAGAGGGGUUUAUGUGAGCACACGGAGGAUGGGUCCUUUCCUAAUGAGCCUCCUCAGUUUGGAGAAGUGUGGGAGGAAUGAAAUGUCAUUCAGCUCAGGAGGAGGACCCAUGGGUCCUAGUGGGCCACCUGGAUAAUCACAUUCCUGGAAGUCUGGUCAGCGAGAUUAAACCAAAUGUAACCCCUCCAUUGAGUUUAGCUAUAUUGAAAAUCAUUUAAAUUGGCCUCGAUUUGGAACAGAGACAGUCUUUGAUUUUUAAUAAGUUUUUAAAACUGGUAAUUGAUCAGUUAUUUGGAUGAUGCUUCAUUAUAUCCGUCUUAUUGCAGAUUUCCUCCCUGAGGGGGAGGAGUUCUUAAUUGUAUUAUUUGCUAGAAUAUCAGGAAGUAAUAGAUGAAAGAGCAAGUGUAAGGGACUAAAAUGUGGAAGAGAGCAUCCCACAAAUCGUCUUUGAAGACAGCUUAGUGGAUGAUUCUGGAGUGCCAGCUUUCAUUUUGGAGCUUCUUCCCUCUUUGCAAAUGUUCUUUAGCCAUAGAGUUUUCUAGUAUUGCCCAGGAAGUCUAAUUUUAAUACAUUUAGCCUAGGUUUCAUCAAAGUUUUUAAAGAUUGGGAUAAAUAUGUACUUAUUUACUAAUAUAAUACCUUUUUCAAACUAGAUUUAUGUGCCAAGUUAAACAUGUAACUGUUAAUAUAUCAUUCUAUACAAUUGUAUCAGUUAUUUCAGUCUGAAACAGACUAGAAAAACAUUCAAUAAAAUGUAUACAACAAA